AUGGAGUUAAGCUGUUACAUUUUUAAAGAUGCUAUUGAGUCUGUGGAACGCAAUGAAUUUUUUGAAAUGAUAUACACAGCAUGUGUGCAAGUAAAUAGUGGUGAAAUCCUUUCCAACCAGUUACAUUCAGUCCGAGAACCCAUUUGGGCCUGGAUGAGACAGCACUGUGCCUCUUUUACAGGUAUGUCAGAUAAUGCUGUAUUCAGUGACAUAUUCCAAAUCAAUACAUUUGGAGAAUUAACGUUUGGUUAAAAUCAUUAUUUCUUAUUCAGCAACAUACCAAUCAUUCCAUUUGUUCAGAGUGUAACCAGGAAAUCACCAAAUCCACCUGAUGUUUUUGUCUUGUAUAUUACCUUUCGCCAUAUAAAUCAGAAUGGUUUUGAAAGUUUUGUAUCAGAAGCUAUGCUGCCAAACAUCAAUAGACUUUUUUGUGUUUACUGCCAAAAUCAUUCUGGAAGUGUUGCUUCACUUCGACACUUUGUGUGCCUGCCAACCUUUUUAAUGAUAGAAUUGUCACCUGAUUGUAUAACUCAAAUGUUUUUUCCACGUGAUAUGGAAAGCUUAGGAGUUUCAUACUGCCUCAAAGGAAUUGUUAGGUGUUUAAAUAGACAUUUUACUGUUGCCUUAAUAAAAAGUGAGAGCGGCUGGAUCUAUAUUGAUGAUUUGUGUGCUUCUGUAAGGCGUUUCUUAUCCUUUCAAGAAGUAUUGUAUAGUUAUGCGAAUGGCUGGUUUUUUGCCAUAUUUCAAAAGUCUGAGUCUGUAGACAUCAAUUUACAUGAAUCUGCAAAUCAGACCUGUAAUAGCUUCACCAUAAACCCAGUUGUUUGCAAAUCAGUUUCAAAAGACUCUUGCAGUACGAAAGAAGUGAAGUUAGACCAAAAAGUCACAAGUUAUAAAAAGGAUAACAGAGUCAAAAGAAAUAACUAUAUGAAGUGUUACAGAAAACAGCCAGAAGUCAAGGCAAAAAAUAAUGCAUACAUGCAGAAGUAUAGAGGUAAAACUUAUUCUGAACUUGACUUAAACGAAAGGGGCAAAUUAGAAAUACGUAAAAGAAAUGAAAACCAAAGAAAUGAUUUAGUUAUUAAAUUUACAAUGAAGCGGAAAAGUCAAAGCAUUAAUUCCUCAAGUGAUACAUAUUAUGCAGAUGAAAACAUUAAACGACCUAAACAGGAAAUAAGAAAAAGGUCUUCACAAACAUCUAGUGAAGUGAAGGAAAAAAAAAAGUUGUACAUGCGGGCAUACAGGCUCAAAAAAAAAAUUCAGAUAGUAGUGUAAUGACUGAAGGAGUAACAAGUCUGAAAAAUGGAGUUUCUAGCCAGGAAAUGUAUUUAUCUGAGUUUAACAUAAGUAACUGUGGAGAGCUUCACCAACAAGAGUGGGCAAAACUGAACAUGCAAAAGUUUCAUGAUUCGAUGAAGUUAAGAAUUUCUUUAUGUCAAUGCUGUCAUGAAGCAUGGCCACUUCACAUUAAAACAAAAAAGAAAAAGGAACCAUAUAUUUGUACCAGGUGCUUAAGAGACAAGAAUGAUGCAAAAAAAUUUUCAUUUGAAAACAGCUUGCUACAGUAUGUUGCCCAGUAUCCGGACGGUACCAGUAUCCGGACACUUGAAACAAAAACUCAAUUUUUGAGGCGCCCUUUUCAGUUCUCGGUAAACGAAGUAUUUCGAAUUAAAGCUGAACAUUUCAGCUUUAAGAUGAAAGUUUUGGCGAUUUGAAAGCUUGCGAAACAGUCGCAGAAGACGGCGUUCUGUUCAGGUGAAUAAACUUUUCAUGGCUAAUAUUUACGCUGUUUACUGCGCAGUAAAGGUAGUGCUGCUCAGAAAAGGGAGGGUAGUGUGUGAUAUUUUCAAAGAAACUGUUUUAUUUUUAAAGUGAAGAUACUUAAGGAAGUCAGGUUUUCAGAAAGUUUAUUAAUUCCUCUUGAAAUUCGAUUUGUUUGGAAUAACGGAAGCCAGAAACAUUCACUAAGUUUUGAUGUCAUGUGCCCAGUAUCCGGACAGUUUUUUCUUUGCUGUACAGAAUCGAUGAAUUAGCUGUGUACAUUCUCCGGAUAAGAUUUAUUUCAUAUCAGUAACUAUAAUUAAAGCUUAGGAUAUAUGAUAUAGUCGUAAAAUGUAACUCUACUCAACUCCGUAUGGAAAUUUUCUUCACUCAUUCAGAGGCGACUUGAUUUCGUGUGCGCCGCUUGUUUCGCGUGACUGCAUUUUCUACAUAUAACUGAAAGCGUCCGAGUUGAACCUGGAAUUAUCAUACUUUCCCGAGUUGGGACUGCUAGAAUGGGGUUGCAAUGGUCUAAAAAAUGUCACAAAGGGAUUGACAGGUGUGAAAGAAGGAGGAAUUAGAGCUAGAAAAGAAGGCUUAUUGUGGGGACUGAGCAUGAAGAAAUCAACACUGCAGGUCAGAUUAAAUAGGAGAGUGACCUUUGACCGUCGGGUUGAGGUCCCUUCCCCAAGCUUUUCUUUAAAUAAAAAAUGAAGAAAGAAAGUCGUUUGCAGAUUGGCUAAUUGAGCUUGCAAACUGCGGCUUCGGCAUGUCCACGGAUGCCUUCCGUAAAUCAGUGAAAAAGUUCGUAGACAAAGAAGUGAGAAAUUAUACCAUUUUUAAAACAGCCGCUCGCGUUCCCCACCAUACCCCAGUCAUUUGUUAUGUUUUAUUUCACGAUGCUAGGUUAUAUUUUUGGAAUCGAUUGCCAGACUACUUUGCAAGUGCAAGAGAAGCUUAUAAGUCGCUUGCCUGUCGAAAUUUAUGUACAAUUACGUUGUUAUUGUUGUGUCCGGAUACUGGGCCAGCUGUCCGGAUACUGGGCAACAUAGGAGCUCUGCAAAAAUAUUAAUUUCGCGAUGGAAACAAAGGCAAAAAAGUUAAACUGUCUUUCUUCAUAUUAAGGACUAGAUAGAUUUUCUCUGGGCCAAAUUUCAGAGCUCUUGCGAUUAACAAAGGAAAGUUAUUGCAAUUUUAAACUGAAGUGUCCGGAUACUGGGCAACAUACUGUACCAUCUGCUGCGCCAGUACAAGUUGAAAAUCUGACACAAAUAGAAGAAAUGCUGAUAGCCAGAGUGUUCCCCGUUAUGAGUGUUAAUACUAAUCCAUGAUGGCAGAGAGCAUAUAGAGGCCAUUGCAUCAAUUUUCCCCAAGACGUUCAACAGCUUUUUUAUACUUUGCCUAGGCAACCAAAAGAAUUACCAGUUAUUAUAGUUACAGUUGAUGGUAAAAAUGAUAUGUCAAAAGAUCUAAUUGUGCGUCGAGAAAAAGUAUCAUAUGCCUUACACUGGCUGGUGAGUCACAAUUCUGUUUACAGAGACGUACAGAUUGAUUAUGAAUGUUUAGCUCAACUUCCUUUAGAAGGCAUUCCAGCCCGAUCUCUCAAAAGUAAGGUGCGAAAAAGGAAGCGGAAGCGAAGAAUUAGAUCCAGACAGAGGUCCACUUGAUAUUGAUGACUUGCCAAACAACGAAGACACAGAGCUGCGUAGUAUGUUGUUAAAUCCUGUGAAAUCCAAGCAACAGAAAGAAAUCAUAAAAGAUGAAAUAUUGCAGCACAAUAAGAUUAGAUGGCCUGAAAGGGGCCAAAUACCUGUUAGUGAAUUUAAAGUUGAAUUCUUAGCAACAAUGGCUUUCCCAACCCUCUUUCCUGAUAGCAAAGGAAAUCCCACUAACUUGGGAAUUAAACGUGAUGUUACUUUUGGUGAAAAAAUUAAGCACCUUAUAAAAUUUGGUGAAAAGAACGAUGAGAAAUGGCAUUAUAGGUUUGCAGAACACUAGGCAUUCAACAUGCUUCAGAGACAUAGAAUGCUUAGCCAAGGAAGUAUAUUUCGCAAUCAAAAUCCAGGAGAAUCUCACAUGUCUGUAGAAGAAUUGAAGGAAAUGCUUCAUUGAAAGAGUUAUUCAGGAGUCAUGUCUAAGUUGAUGCAUUAUGCAAAAAAUUUUACAGGGAGUGAUGCUUACUGGUAUAAAGCAAAGGAUGACUUGAAGGCAAUAAUCUCACAAGUUGGACCACCAACAGUAUUCUUUACUCUGUCAUGCGCAGAGUAUCACCGGCCAGAGUUUCAUCAUCUUUUUGAAAAUAAGACUAUUGAGGAACUAUCACCCACUGAAAGGCAAUCUAAUGUUCUCCAAAAUCCUCACAUUUUGGAUUGGCUUUUCACUGAAAGAACUGAUCGUUUUGUAAAAUAUUGGUUAUAUGAUUCAUUAGGUGCUUCCUAGCAUUGGUACCGAUAUGAAUAUGCUGUACAACGUGGAUCCAUUCAUUGCCACGGUGUUGCAAAGUUAAAGAAUGAUCCCGGAUUAUGCGUAUUGACUGAGCUUGCUAUGAAAGGCUUUCUAGCUGCAAAACUGAAAAAUGAAAAGAAUGAAACUCUCUCUAAGCAGGAGGUUGAAAACAUCGAUUGCCUUAUAAUGAAAGGCAAAGAUGCUGAGCAGUUAGUUUGUCAGUAUGUAGAUUUUCUCUUAUCCACGUGGAAUCCGUGCUCGCCUGAUGAAGGCUGGUCCAAAUCGAACUGUCAUCCAUGCCAAACUUCAUAUCUCUCUUUACAAAGUAAUGAUCUGGAAAGAGACUAUGUGGAUUUACUGAAUUCAGUUCAAAGACAUACUACUUGCAGUUCAAAAUAUUGCCUAAGACAAAAUGACUUACUCUAUACCUCUUUGUUAUUCCAUUGAUGUUGUCAUUUUAAUUAAUAUCAUUAUUUUCAGGUUUCCCCUUGUAUAAAAAUGUUAUAACUUUCUGAGGUGAUUCUCACUGUGGUGCUUAUUUUAUGUGUAACUGAAAGAUGGGCUUAUUUGUCCUGAGUUGCUAACACGUUAUUGUUACUUUAAAAAAUUACGGUUCAUGAUGUCAGCAAGAAAGCAGUGUAGGGGUAAGUUGCAAAAUUUUAUUCAAGUUGAUGUUCCCUAUGAAAGAGCUCAUAUGUUUGAUAUGAUGGGAAAGUGGGGGCAAAGAUGGAAAACGUUUUUUAGCUCAAGACACUUGACAAAUGUUCAAGCAAACUACGCUAAGAUAGCAUAGCAUGUGUUAUCGUGUUAACUAUAAUCAUGAUAAUAGGGUUAUUCUUGCUGUCACUGUAAGCGCAUUGAUGAUCAUGCAUCCUGAAUUUGUUUGCUUUUCUUUCGUUUAGUAAACAAGUAUGGGUACAUCCUAAAAAUAGUCCCCGUCAAAACCGCUGCAAGGUCCAGACAUGAUUGGUUUGACUUUCACCUGCAAGUUUCACCGACUAAAGUGCAAAGAGUAGUUGGAUUUGACAAAACAAAACAUCCCAAGAUCAAGCACUUCCAAGAAACCAAGUCUCCCGUCUUGUUAAAGAACCUUCUUAUACCAGAUGAUGAAGACAACGAAUGGCUUUUCAACCAGCAAUCCUACGUUUCGCAGUGUGUAAAUGCUGAUGUACCAUUCUCCUAUGUACCAAAUUUUGUCAAGUCAGAACGUUCCGAAUCAACACCACAGGAAGCGUCUGAUGUCUCUUUACGAGAACUGAAAGAAAUGGCGCCCAAUCAGAAAGUCAACGUCCAUGCAACUCUGUCAAUGGGAGCCCAGGAGCCAAACAAGAUAGAAACCAAAUCCAGUCAAGCUUUGUCUGUCGAAGAAGACUGCAUAUUGGAGGACGAAACGGGCACAAUGGAACUCCACAUAUGGGAACCGUUAUUUACACAACUGAAAAGCAACAAGGCCUAUUACUUUCAAAACCUCACACUACGGUAUUAUCAAGGAUCAAAAUUCCUUAACACCAACAGGAAUACAACUUACAGUGAGGAAACCACAACUCUCAAAAAAUUAGUGGGCCCAGAAAUCCAGAAAGAGAAAUGA
Molecule: messenger RNA, 5794 nt
Organism: Porites lobata
Lineage: Eukaryota; Metazoa; Cnidaria; Anthozoa; Scleractinia; Poritidae
Source: the annotation of a GenBank genome assembly